AUGCGCGAGGCUAAGGUCACUCGAAUAUUUGUCAAGUUCUUUGUGGAAGAUGGAGCACCGCUUCAAAUGCUUGUUGAUGAACGAUGGACCGUUGCGGAUACGAUGCAACAACUGGCUGAUAAACAUCACAUUUUCUUGUGCGAAGAUCACUGCAUAGUGGAAGAAUUUCCUGAUUUAUAUAUACGUCGAAUUUAUGAGGAUCAUGAGAACUUGGUAGAAAACAUCCAAAUGUGGGUACAGGAUUCGCCGAACAAGUUGUACUUCAUUCGUCGUCCCGAUAAAUAUCCGUUCAUUGAUCGUCCGGAAUUGUACCUUGUAACAGAGAAGACGGCCGAUCUUGAAGUACCGGCUGGCGACAAUUGGACCAGGGAGGUGAAGACGCAGUUUGUGCAGGAGUUCUUCACUCGUGAGACGGUGUCACCACCUGAACUGGAAGGAUUCUUACACUUGAAAUCAGAUGGACGAAAAAGUUGGAAAAAGCACUUCUUUGUUCUGAGACCGAGUGGACUUUAUUAUGCGCCGAAGGGGAAGAAAUCGUCAAAAGAUCUCCAGUGUUUGAUGAACUUGCACUCCAAUCAGGUGUACACUGGAAUCAACUGGGCCAAAAAGUAUAAGGCACCCACGGAUUGGUGCAUAGCUAUCAAGUUAACACAACUUCAAAUGAAACGUUCACAAUACAUCAAGUAUAUUUGUGCGGAUGAUGAGGCUACGUUCCGACGAUGGCUAGUUGGUCUUAGAAUUGCCAAGAACGGUGUCAAUCUGAUGUCGAACUACGCUCGUGCAUGUGAACGCCGUCGGGAAGCUCUGUCAGUACAGCCCGUCUGUGUGCCACCACCGCGUGUCGCGAGUUCUGCCUCACAGCAGCCGAUCAGUGUGAAUAUUCGUGAACAGCAUGGUGGUCCCACACCUUCAUGUUCUUCUAGUCGACACGAUCUUGGAUCAAAUUAUUCCGAUCAUAGUGGAAAGCCAUCUUCGCUGCAAUCACCCUCGAACACGAGCCGUCUGAGUGCUGUGUCAACCGAACGAUGCAUCAGCGUAGCGAAUUCUACAGCCAUACAUUUCCAAGAGUACGAUGAACAACCAACCGGUACUAUAAAACGUGCUCCACUUGAUGUUCUUCGACGAGUCAGUCACUCAUCGUCUUCAAAUGGAGGAGGCAUGAUAAGUAAACAGUAA
Messenger RNA from Cooperia oncophora, 1176 nucleotides. The record is from the annotation of a GenBank genome assembly. Lineage: Eukaryota; Metazoa; Nematoda; Chromadorea; Rhabditida; Trichostrongylidae.